This is a messenger RNA of Diceros bicornis minor, 3020 nucleotides long. It is a transcript of the gene RABIF, whose product is annotated as RAB interacting factor. The record is from RefSeq and is a predicted model, not a curated record. Lineage: Eukaryota; Metazoa; Chordata; Mammalia; Perissodactyla; Rhinocerotidae. Gene Ontology annotation, cellular component: cytosol; membrane. Gene Ontology annotation, biological process: small GTPase-mediated signal transduction; post-Golgi vesicle-mediated transport. The transcript has 3 exons. Gene Ontology annotation, molecular function: guanyl-nucleotide exchange factor activity; zinc ion binding. The coding region runs from base 21 to 512 and encodes 163 amino acids.
CGAAACCGUAAGGCGGUGCUAUGCCGGCGUUGUGGCUCCCGGGUGUUGCAGCCGGGGACGGCUCUCUUCUCCCGCCGGCAGAUGCCUUACCAAGGUACUGGAAUCCAGAGUUGCCCAAAGGAAUCCUGUUUCCAGUGGGACAGCUCCCUGCAGUCCUGAAAAUCAAUUGUGAAGGAAGUCUUCUUAUUUUCUUCAACUUAGGAAUUUUGAUAUCCUUCAUACCACCAUCACCACAAGUGAGAAAGUUGAAAAAGAAAUUUAUUUUGCUUUUUCUUCCCUCCAUGAGAAAGAAGCCAGCUCUGGCUGAUGGCAGCAAUCCUGAUGGUGAUCUCCUCCAGGAGCACUGGCUGGUUGAUGAUAUGUUCAUCUUUGAGAACGUGGGCUUCACCAAGGAUGUGGGCAACAUCAAGUUUCUGGUCUGCGCAGACUGUGAAAUUGGACCAAUUGGCUGGCAUUGCCUAGAUGACAAGAAGAGUUUCUAUGUGGCCUUGGAACGGGUUUCCCAUGAGUAAUUGAGGGGAGGAGGACUCAGCUGCACCCCAACUGUAAAAGCUACUCCCCACAAGAACUGGCAUUUAACCUGGUAUAACUGUUCUGCUGCCACAUUCUCUGUACCAAUAUAAACUAUGAGUAUCAAUAUGUCCAGUUGAGCAUGCAGAGAGCUAACCUUACUUGCUUAAAGCCUCAACUGAAUGCCUCUUGCUUAGUUCACUUGGCAUCACAACAUUUCCUAAUCUCUCCUUUCCCCCAGUUUUAGGACACUGGGAUACUUCCACAAAUCUUUUCCCUGGCAUUCUGCCUGCGCUUUCUCUUACCCAGGGGCUCCCUAGUUUCUUGCUCUAGAAGAGCAAUAUUCAACCUUUUAGCCAUGAUGACACGUGACAGAUGAUGCUCAUGUGCUGAUAGUUGAAACCACCUUUUUCUCUCUCAUUCAAGAAAGCAUACAGGUAUCCGAGAGUGACUUUGUUGUAUGGCUAAUUUUAUCUACAGUAAUUUAUUGUUUUUAAAAGUAAAGCAUUUACAAACUUCAGUAUUUAAACUACGAAUCAGAAACACAUUACUUUGGACACACCUCUAAUACCAUGUUUGAGAGCCUCUACUCCAGGUUGAUAGUGACUUUUUAUUGUAAAGAUGAACGUGGCCCCUCUUCCCUUCAGAUCUUGAUGUGUUUUCUCUUCAUAUUAGUCCCCGCUAUUGCCUGUUAAGUUGAGAAUCAGAUUUUCAACCCCAUCUGGCAGCCACCCCAAGGAAAACUCAGCCCUGGCUGUUUUCCCAGGAUCUCUUGGAAUCAGAGUGGAGGAUGUGGGAUAUAGGAGAGAUAGGCCCUUGCCAUAUUAUCCAUGAGUUUAUAGGUUUGUCUCAUCUGGACAAAUAACUCUUCUUUUGUUCUUAGGAAAGACAUCUUUAAUGGAUAGUGUCAUCAUUUACUGAACCUACUGGGCAUGGUCUUCACAGAGUUUGGGUUCCACUGGAAUCUCUAUACCAAUCCAGAAUACAAACUUUCCACCCAGAUGCCUCUAUUUCUACAGCUGUAGGGUUGCUCUGUUUGAUAUUAGCCAACUUGUUUAACCAUUCAAUAUGAUCUUGAGUUGUUCUGUCAUUUCUCUUAUGAAAUGACUUACCAUCUUAAAAGGAAUCUGUAUAACCAGGUUUCAGGUAUCCUUCCGUCAUCCCUACCUCUAAGAUUCAGGAGACCUAGAAUUGAAAUAAGGACUAAAUAGAGACCCUACAAUCUGCAGUCCAUUCUUUUGCAUCUGUUUUCUGGUUGCUUCCUCCUUCCUUCUCCCCAGAACUUACUCUAAGGGCUCCCCAACUAAAGUGCAGACCUUGGGCACAAUUUUGCAACCAACCUACUCCCAUAGAAAGGUGGCUUCCUUCCUCAGUCAUAGCCUCAAUGAGUCAUAGUAGAAAAUGAGAAAACUGUUUUCCAGACAAACGGUCAAAUGCUAUGAUUAUGGCAUUUGCAGAAAAACAUCUGUGAGAUUUAUUCAUUCAGGUCAGAAGGAACAAAACCAAAUAGAUGCCUCUAGGGGCAUAUGGCCCCUCAUAUAAGCCAAAAUCUAGGCAAAGCAUUUUUUAAAAUUAGGCUUUUACUUUUCUUUCCUUUUUUAAUCACAGAAAUAGUACCCAUGGCAGAUAAAUACAAAAAUGAGUAUAAAAAAUUUUUUAAUCACUCAUAUUUCCACCAUCCAGAGAUUGCCAAUGGUAAAGUGGUGUAUAUCUUUCUCAGUGUUUUUCUAUAUAUAUAUGUAUAUAAACAUGUAUGGUUUUUUAAAACAAAUAUGAGAUCAUACUGUACUCUUUUAUAACUUGCUUUUUCCAUUUAACAAAAUACUGACUUUUCAUGUCAGUAGAUUUCCAUCUGUGUACACCAUUGUUUUUAGUAUUGUAUUUCUGUACAAUAAUUUAUUUAAACAGUCCACUAUUAGAUUGUUUCCAGUUUCUUAUAAACAUUGUGAUAUAAUGUGCAACCUUAUAGUUAAAUCUGUAUAUGCAUCCUUAAUUAUUUUCUUGGCAUACAUUAUUGUAAGUAGAAUUGCAGAAGAUGCAUGUUUUCAAGGCUUUGCUGUAUUGACACAUAAACAAUAUAGCAAACACACUCAAAAAGACCUGUGCCUCAAAAACACCUGUGCUAAUUUACCCUCCUCCAGCAGUGUAAAAGAGCACUCAUUUCUCUGAACCCUUUCUGACACUGGGUAUUUAUUAUCAUUAAAAGAACAUUUUGCCACUUCAAUAGAAAAAAUAGUAUCUCUGUUUUAAUUUGCAUUUAUUUUAUUUCUAAUGAAGUUUUUAUAUACUUAUUGGUUAUUUGUAUUUCUUUUUUUGAGAAUUGACAAACACUGUUGCCUUGGUAGCCAAAAAUGUCGAGUUGUUAUUCUGCCUUUUCAGCUUGAUCUGAAAGAAAUAAAGGCAUUUAAGCAGUGGAAAUUAGAUUCCUGUAUGUCCUUGAGAAGAAUAUAUAAUUUGAACAAGCAGAGGGGAGCUGAAACUUAGGGUUAAUCUUGAGGUCUGUCAACUAC